Molecule: messenger RNA, 1347 nt
Organism: Lithohypha guttulata
Lineage: Eukaryota; Fungi; Ascomycota; Eurotiomycetes; Chaetothyriales; Trichomeriaceae
Exons: 3
Coding region: 1-1347 (448 amino acids)
Biological process (GO): cholesterol biosynthetic process; brassinosteroid biosynthetic process
Cellular component (GO): endoplasmic reticulum membrane
Molecular function (GO): 7-dehydrocholesterol reductase activity
Source: RefSeq, a predicted model, not a curated record
AUGCCUGCCACGGCCAUUGUUGAGAUCUCAACCCCGACGACAUGGGGUAGGGCAAGCAAAGCAGGCUGGGAUAAGUCCAUAGGUGCGCUUCUCGUCGUUGCCGCGGUGCCAACAUGGCUUCACAUGAACUGGAUAGCUUUGGAGCAGUAUAAUGGUUCAAUCACCGCUGCUCUAAGGGCUGCACUGAAAGAAGGCCCAGUCAGUUUCGCCUAUGGUCACUUUCCCAGAUACUCUUCUCAGGCUAUAGCCGGUUAUGCAGCAUGGUUGUUGGUGCAAGCAUUCUUCUAUGGUUAUUUACCUGGUACCUUGUGCUAUGGUCAACGCACGCCUGGCGGGCAUCUUCUGACCUACACCGCCAAUGGACUUUUGGCAUGGGUCAUAACACAUGUCGCGUACAUUGGAGGCUCUUUCCUUGGCUUUGUUGAUCCUGCCAUUAUCGCCAACCACUGGGAAGGUCUUCUCGUAGCAGUGAAUACCUAUGGCUUCGUGUUAUCUAUCCUCGCUCAAUGGAAAGGAUAUUUCUUCCCAUCAUACGUGGAGGAUCGAAAGAUCAGUGGAUCUAUACUCUUUGAUUUCUGGGCUGGCGUUGAGUUGAAUCCUAGAUUCGGAAAGUAUUGGGAUUUCAAGUUCUUCCAUAAUGGUCGACCUGGAAUUGUGGCAUGGACAUUGAUCGAUUUCUCUUGGGCAGCCUACCAAUACCAGCAGAUUGGCCAUGUCACAACUUCGAUGAUUAUUGUCUCGAUGUUCCACCUGAUUUAUGUUGUCGAUUUCUUCUACAACGAGGAUUGGUACACUCGUACAAUAGACAUCAGCCACGACCACUUCGGAUUCAUGUUGGCAUGGGGUGAUACCACAUUCUUGCCUUGCCUGUACACGCUUCAGACUCAAUACCUAGCGAGGUACCCGACAUACCUUACCCGCACGCAGUCUCUUGCCAUCUUGGCCUUUGGCCUAACAGGUUAUUUCAUCUUCCGAUCGGCCAAUUACCAGAGAGAUUAUGUUCGAGCUCGAGAUGGCAAAUGCAAUCUUUGGGGCAAGCCAGUCACAUUCAUUCGUUGCAAGUACAGCACGAGCGAUGGCAAAGAACACAACAGUCUUCUGCUGACCUCGGGUUGGUGGGGAGUUUCGAGGCAUGCGAACUAUAUGGCAGACUUGAUGCAAGCCUGGGCCAUGUGUGCCACUUGUGGUUUCACCCACUUCUUGCCAUGGUCAUACUUCUUUUUCAUGAGUGUACUUCUCUACCACCGGUCCCUGCGGGACGAGAAGCGAUGCCACAGCAAAUAUGGUAAGAAUUGGGAGGAGUACUGCAAGCAGGUACCAUACCGAAUCAUCCCUGGUGUCCUCUGA